UCAGGAAGAAAAGAGUAACAUUCCUUCUAAUACAUUGCAGUCCUGGCCUCCCCAAAAAUCCUUGUCCUAAAACCCAGCUGUCAGAGCCAGCCAUUUUGAUGAGCCACUGAUAGGGUUGAUGCACCACCUAGUGGUUUAAACUGAAAAUACCCCUUAAGGAUAUCCCUGGAGAAUCCAAGGCAAGGAGGGAACUGUGAUCUGUCCAAGGCUGGAAAAGGGAGCUGAGAAGAAAACCUACCCACACUCAAAGCCUUUCUAUAUUUCCCUGUAGCCUAUAGCCACACAUCAUUAAAAGAUGUAUUUCUUUUGCUAGCCUGUUUAAGGGUUUACCCAGCUUAUCAGGAAAAAAGCAAGAACUAGAAUCCAGGAGACCUGAACCCCAAACCCCAGGAGACCUCAACCCCAUACUCCCCAAUAGACUGAAAAACUGUGUCUCCUAAGAUCUCUCCCCAGGACUGUAAACCACCCUGGAGAUCUUUGGGCCUUAUUCAGCAUCUGGGGGAGACUCAGUAGAGAAGUUAGUGACAGUGAAGAAGCAGGGAAAGAAAGGGAAAAUGGGAAAGAGAAGGCUCUUUCUUUUCAAAGAACAGUUUCCAUUGAGCUUAUGCAAAAACCUUGGAGUAACAGAAGGGCAAUAGAAUGCACUGUUUCAGGGUGUAACCCUCCUUCCUUGCUCUUUCAGGCGUUGUUAGUGGGUGUCCAUUCCUUGUGUCUUACUUAGCACAUGUUAAUGAGCAGCCCAAGGAGGCCAGACCAAGGUCCUACAGACCAAGCAAGACCAAGGCUGCCCGUGCACUUCUGCAGGAGAGAAGUUCGCAGGCCAGGUCAGCACCUCCAGAAGAACUCUAUUGUAGAUCAGGCAUGUCACAUUGGAGAGUUACAGGAAAGAGAGGCAGCUAGGAGAUACAGUCUGAGAGAAGAGGAUGUAAAAACAGCUUCUAGAAUGCAGAGCCGUGCUCGUGCUUUGGUGUCUGAUACAGACAAGGCUGUUAACUGGUAAAGUCAAUUCAGAAUGGUAGGGUCCAGCCCCAGGAAACCAGGCUGCUGACUGGGCUCCCUCCUCUCUACCUCUAGAAACCUAAGGGGAAUGGAGAAAGUCCAAGCAAUCAAAGGAUCAGACAGGAGAGGUCUGCACAGACAAAAGUAGAUCCAGGAAGCAGCCAAAUGUAGCGUCAAUCAGUGCCAGGUUCAGUGGUGGUCCAUCUAUAGAGAUUGGUCCCAAGUCAGUUGAGGUUAGCAUUGUGCUCAGUGUAAUAGCCCCCUGACUCUGCAGGAACCAAGGUUCUGGAACAUAUUCUCAGAAUGAGCCUCCAACUGUUCUUUUCAGCCCCUAGACUUGAUUAUGUCUACUCUACAGGCACCCCAGCCCCAGAAAGCCCCCCCGGUACUCAGACCAAGGCAGGCGACAGUACUUCCCCUGUUUGAGCCUCAAGAGUUCUUGCCCUUCACCAUAUCUGGACUGGCAUCACAGUCCACCUUUCACCUUCCUGUUAGUCUCUCUGCUCAAGUUCCUAAACCUCCAGGCUCUGCUGACUAGGUUCUCUCUUGUGUAUUUUGGCUCACCUCUAUUUUCAUUUCUCAACGUUGGUUCCAUCCUCGAGUGAAGUGUGGCUUCUUCACCUUUGUUCUAAGCUGAGCUCAGGAUACGAACAUUUUCAGGAGAUAAAGAAGAGAACAAAAUGUUCCUAGUGGAGAGAACAGUGUGAGACAAAGCUUGAAGAUAAUGAAAUGUGGGGAAAACCUAGGAAGCAGUGAGCAUAAGGGUUUAAGGUACAAGCGAAACAAGAUUCUGAGGGGGUGGCGAGGGCCCCGUUGUGGAAGACCAGAUGAGAACCUGUUCCUGCACUUGGUGAGCUCUAGGGUAUCUUCUAGGAUUUCAAGUUGGGGAAUGAAUGAUCAUAGAUCUGAGGUUGAUUGGGAUAGGGGGAGCGAAGGGGGUGGUUGGGGAUAGAGAAACUCAUAGAAAACCAGCACAAUAGCCAGAGAUGAGAAAACACAUACUGGAACAAGUUAAAGGUCCAGAGAAGGAGCCUUCAAUGGGAGCCCACAAUGGAGGCAGGACUGACAAGAUUUAGCAACCAGUUGAAUGCACAGUGGCAGGGACACACAAAAUCAUGGUUGUCUUACAAUCAUUGGUGCCUUAGCUUCAGGGAGAGACAAUAUCCAAAUAAAGGCAAAGACCUUCUCAUCACUGAACACCAGGCUGCACCUGACGAGAAUCUGUUUGUUAUGGUGGCUCAUCACGUCCUCCAAGCUCCUCCUGGAAGUAUGCUCGGGCCAAGCUUCAGGCAAAGCUCCUGCCAGGAAGCCAGAAUCCCUCAAGUGGGCUCACCUACCUUCCCAGGGAUGGGAAUGGGUAGGCAUUCACCUUCAGCACAAACAUACCAGCUCCCUCAGCUUUUUCCCCAAUCCCUAAGAUCCCCUCUCUGAGGGAUUUUGGGAAUAGUCUCAGGGAAAGGACUGGUUUCUUCAAGUGUAAGGCUCAGAGUCCAAGAGCUCUCUUCUGGCCCUGUGUACUUUUCAGCAGAUAAAUCCAUCCCCCUUCCCCUGUGCCGAAGAGAUCCUUUGAGCGCUUUCAUGCUUCUUGGAGAGUCCCGAGGGUGUCACAGAAUAGUGUAGCCUGCGAAAUAAAAUUACUGCCUCCCGAAGGCUUCUUAGGCCAUCUCAUUCGCCCUCUCCUAUGGCUAUGGAUCAGCCUCCCCCAGAAGCAUGUCCUGCUGCCAAAGAAGCCCCCCUGGGGAGGGGCCUCCAGACCCUACCAGUUAUGGCUGUAACUCCAUUGUGCCUCCGGCAAAACACCAGGAUCAAUUUAAUGAUUUUCCUCUGACCUAGCAGGUCCAGGGCUGCAUUUCCUCCCAUGCAAAUUGAGGAAUACAAGCUGCCUGUUGAGUGCCCCCCCCCCCCACCCAGUGGAGAAAAUCUACCAACCAAGCUUCCAUAUGCCCAAAUGCCAGAGUAUUUGCAAAAUCGUUAUUUUCAGAUUCAAGGGAAAGCUAUGGCCAUGAACCUGGCCACAUGUAGAAGGACUGAAUGCUAAGUGGCCAAGCACCCCCCCCCCCACACACACACACAAUUACAAAUCCCAGGCAGGUGUCUCUAAAUGACAGUUCAGCUGGCUUAGAGUGGCCGUAUCUGGUACCUAGCCUGCCCCUCUCUGUACCUCAAGUCUGCUUCAAGCUGUCCUCACCUUUACUUGGCAAACUAUGAUGGCCAAGCCCCUCCUCUGCUCGGUCUCCAUCAGGAUUACGAUGACCCCAUCUUCAAUGAAGCAGAACCCAGUAACCUGCCUCCGUGCCAUAGAAGCAGACAUAUAGCCGCCAGAGCCCCACCAAUCUCCACACCUAUCCAAGUAUAGCGAGAAAAGAAACUUCUGUCUGCAUGUGAGAACCCCAUUGGGCCCACUGGGCAUGUGCUUGCUCAUGCCUAAAGGAAAGACAUGUGUCUCUUUCCUCUGCUCUCAACACCUGUAACACCAAAUGUGUGGGUUUUCACACACGAAGCCAUUCUCCAGUUCUCAGCAGAUGCCAAUGGGGAUCCUACAAUUUAACUCAAUGUUGACGCUAACUACCCAGAGUGAGUGCAGACCCCACAGGCUAAGGGCUUAGUCCCAUAACACUGCUCCCCCCCAUUUCAGAUGCCAAUUCCAAGUCACAGGUUGUCACCUGUACCCUUGACUGAAGCCAGACUGACAGGAAGUCCCAUGAGCCCUUCCUGGAUUCAAUAAAUUUGCCAUAAUGGUUCAUAGAACCCAGGGAAAUGGUUUACUCACUAUUCCUGAUUUAUUAUAAAGGAUGCAGUUGAAUGAAGCAGAUAUCUAAGCCAAGGAGCGUGAAACUUCCAUCCAUGCCCUGUCUGAGGGUGCCACCUUCCAGUGCCUGGACAUGUUCGCCAACCCCUCAGCUUUCUGGACCAUGUAGUUUAGGGAUUUUCAUGGAGACUUCAUCAUACAGACAAAAGCAGUUAUUUACUCAGUCUCCAGCCCCUCUCCCCUUUCCAGAGGAUAGAGCAUGAGGCUGAAAAUUCCUCUGAUCAUGGCCUUGUCUUUCUGGUGACCAGCUCCUAUCCUGAGGCUACCUAGGAGCCCACCAAGAGUCACCUCGUUAGAGCAAAAGAUGCUCCUGCCAUCCAGAAAGUUCCAAGGGAUUUAGAAGCUCUAAGCCAGGAACCAGAGUCAAAGACCAAAUAUUAGAAAAAAACAAAAUGCUCCUAGCGUCCCUGUCAUUCAGGAAAUUACAAAGGUUUUAGGAGCUCUGUGUCAGGAACCAAGGGCAGAGACCAAAUAUAUAUUUCUUAUUAUGUUACAAUGCCCAUUCUUUUCUCCAUUUGAGAGGCAUGUGAAGCCUCUCCCUUCUGUUCCCACAGCCUAUAAUAAGGGUGUCCCUGGACCCCUAUGCGCUAUACCAGUAGAGCACAGCCACUGAGCAGCCUUACCUGCUCCCCGUAACCAUCCCUUAAAGACAGGCCUGAGAAAUAGGGAAGCCCUGGAACAAAGGCAGGGUGGGGGAGACAGGGUGCCUUGGUCCCUGCUUUGGCAGGCCUGCCCUGGGGUCCCUCACACCUGCCCUCCACAUCCUCACCCAUAACCACCUUAGAGCAAAUGUAUCACUGAAGCCCCUGCCAGGUUGUCAGGAGCUACCCAACCCACGCAGCAGGUGCCCAGUCCUGGAAUGAAUAAAAAAGCUGAUACAGAAACAUUGUGGUCGGAAUAUCUGAGGGGUGUUCCCGAUACAAGAUAAAGGAGACAAAUACUAAUCGUGCCUGAGCUAUGUGGAUCUGUGUUUAUUCUACCAAAACAUACCCUUGUUUUACCCUCCUCCUUAACGGGCUGCCCCAGACCAUCACUAGAUCCGACUUCGACCCAGCGUCCUGCCUGACUGUGUCUGUGCCAUGUUUCCGAACCCACCAGCAACUGGAGUAAACACAGACAAAACUUGUUGCCAACCCACACCCUGCCAGCAACAGCUAUCCACUCCAAGCUGCAAAGAUUUGUUUCCUUGGGAUAAGAAAGCAACCUUUCUGGGAUCUUUUCAUUUAAUUUUUAUUUAGCUUGUAUUUAAUUCUAUGGAAACAAUUCUGGAGUUGUAUGCAAAUACAGCACAAGAAAGGAUUUUUUUUUAAGUUUAUUUAUUUUGAGCGAGACAGAAAAUGCGAGUGGGGGAGAGGCAGAGAGAGAGGGAGACAGAGAAUCCCAAGCAGGCUCUGCACCAUCAUCAUGGAGCCCGAUGCGGGGCUCGAACUCAUGAAACCAUGAGAUCAUGACCUGAGCUGGAACCGAGAGUCACAUGCUUAACUUAAGACUGUGCCACCCAGGCUCCCCUAAAGGGUAUUUUAAAGUACAAGCAAGCAUCUCUUGCAGGUCAAUGCAUUCCAGCUUUUCCAAUGACAUCUAAUAUCUGAAAAACUUCUGCAGGAUUCUGGACUUUUCUCCAUUAACCUGCCUCUAGAAAAUCAUCAUGUCUUUGAGUUUUGGAUACAGGACCAGCCUAUAUGGAAAUGGUUACAAACUCUUCAGUGGUGUGUUCAGAUCAUGGAAAGACAAAGGUGAUACUCAUGGUAACAUUUCUUUAUGGUGCAAAAGAACGAAAUCCCCCUGAUAUUGCUGCUUGUACCCAGAAACUGUUGUUUCUGGUGGAUUCUAUGGCAGGGCUCCCUCAGCAUGGCCGGCCCUCACUGGAGACCUACUACGUGCACAGCACCACCAACGCCAACACAGUGAAGUGCUAUGGGAAUAUCGAGAAGAAGAGAAAGAUAGUCUGGUCGGGGAUGAGGGACGGAUAUGCAAACCACUGACCUGCAUGGAAAGCAGCAUGAAAUCAGUGCCCUUGGAGAGAUUCAAGCGAGAAGCACCAUGAAAUGGGCCAUUAAAUUCAUCUCCAUGAAGAUAGCAUUGGUGCUGAGUCUUGAAAGAUUUGUAGACCUUUAAUCCCCCGAAGUGAGGGCAGCAUGCUUCAAUGUGAGAGAAUACUGUAAACAAAGGUAAAGAGAUGUGAAAGUCGAUGACUUAUCUGAAAACCCCCAAGGUAUCAGCUACAGCAAGCUCAGGGGGUGGGGGGCAACCUUCAGUAUUUAUUAAGAAUUUCGUGGGGUCAGGAGCACGUUUCAAACGCAGAUUAUCCGGCACAUUGCCAGAUGCUGUUCUCCAGAUCCACUGAUCCGAAAUGGGAUAAGGGCAUGUGAGAGAUACAGCCGGGUUAGAGGACCAGUAGAUCAUACCUGUGUCAAGUCCCGAAAUUCCAGGGUUGGUCUUAUGCCAAUCCUGGCUGACUCUGAAGGUGUUCAGGAACUAACUCUAUUCGGGACUGGGAGACAGAACCAAAAUUACGUUAAGAAGCAAUUCUGGGUUCUUGAAAAUGAAUAAGGGAAAUGUCAGAAAGUACCUAAAAUCUGUCUUUUGUUUUGUUUUGUUUUGUUUUGUUUUUGCUGUAGAGGAGUUUAUGACACUGAGUAUACAUCAAAAAGACUCUUUAAAAAAAAAUAGCAUGUUUGUUUUAAAAGAGAGCUAUCUGGGGGCACCUGGCUAGCUCAGUCGGUUAAACCUCCGACUCUGGAUUUCAGCUCAUCAUGAUCUCAUAGUUCCUGGGAUCGAGCACCCUGUCGGGCUCUGUGCUGACAGCAUAGAGUCUGCCUGGGAUUCUCUCUCUCCCUCUGGCUCUGCCCCUCCCCUCACUUGUGCUCUGUCUUUCUCUCUCUCUCUCAAAAUAAAUAAACUUUAACGAAUAGAUUAAUUAAUUAAUUAAUUAAUUAAUAAAAUGUAGCUAUCUGGGCCCUAUUUCAAAGAUUCUGAAUUAGAAUUGGGCAUGGGCACAGAUGCUACCUGUUACCAGCUCUGGUGCUAAUUCUGAGGUACUACCAGGUUUAAGAACCUGUACCUUAGAUCAUAUAUUUAUGUUUUGUGUAUAAUAAGGCUAUCCAAUUGUAUUAAAAUGUAUUUAUUUUGUAUUCAUUUUGAUUUUGUGUCUUCCUAGAAUUCUAUCUAUAUCUGAAAGAUGCCUAAAAACUGUAUACUCGUGAUACAUACCCCUAAGUAUAUACAGGCAUAGAACCUAUAUUUCUAAUUGGGACACAUGAGCUUUUCCAUAAGCACUAUUUUUUGAAAUUUAACUCCAAAUUAAAUUAAAGAAAUAGAAAAAGCUGCUGUUGUUCAGAAAACAAAUCAUGGAUUCUUUGCUUCUACAAUAAACUUUUAAGAGAGUUUGUUCCUAGUGGAAAUUCAUUGUUACUAAAUAAAAAUCUUGAGGAAGAAAAAAAUACCUUAUAUAUAAUCCACAUUGGGGAUGCAAAUUGUAGAGAAACAGACACCAAAGGAUUUGCAUUUAAUCAAAUCUAAAGCAAGUCAUUUCAGAAGCAUCACUGACAGGUACAGAAGCCUUUCCCAUCAGGACCAGGCUGACCUUUCCAGAGACCAGGAUCCCUUAUCAAGGAGAACACAUUCACCAGAUAUCCUACAUUGCCGUUAAGAAGGAGAUUCACCAGAACCAUCCAGAAUGGAAAAUGUCACAGGAGACUACAGCAAACGCGUGUAUCAAGGCGUGAGAGUGAAGCACACGGUCAAAGACUUACUGGCGGAAAAACGAUCCCGGCAGACAAGUAACUCAAGAUUUAAUAGCGGAGUCAGCAACUCCCCGUCUCUGUUUGCCCAGAUGCCAGGUUCACCGGUAACGUCAGGUUACUAUGGUGUCAGAAGAUCUUUCCUCUCUGACUCGGAUUUCCACAACACGAAACAGUUUGCAAACGACGUCUGCACCUCACCGGCGAAGCCCUUUCCCUGUGAGGCCCCCGCAGGGCAGAGCCACCCGGCCCUCCUGGAUUCCUACUUCCCGGAGCCCUACGCAGACCACCGGCCCCCGCCGGGCCUGACCCCCAGCACCAGCUCUCUGUUCAGCGCCUCGCCCCUGUCGCCGCUCCUGCCUCCACCCUUCCCUGGGGACCCCACGCACUUCGUGCUUAGGGACUCAUGGGAGCAAACGGUGCCCGAUGGUCUCAGCCAGGCAGACCCCGUGCCCGCCGAUACCCCGCAGACCUUGCCGCCCAGCACAGGAUGUCUCUCCCAGCUGGAGUCUGGGACCAGCACUCAGCACAGGAGCUCCAGCUGGGGGGCCCCCCUAGCUGGGGCUCAGUCCUACUCCCUGCAUGCACUAGAGGAUCUGUAUCAUGUGCCGGGGUACCCCACCCCACCCCCGUGUCCCUUCACCCCUUUCAUGACCAUGUCCAAUGAUCUACCGCACAAGGUGGUGCCCCUCGCCCCACAGGAGGGGGUAGACACCCCUUCCCUUCAGGACCCUUCUUCGUGGACCAAAGAAGACGGGAGCAUGGUGUGGGGGUCAUAUGAGUGCCGUAGAGCUUACUGAAGGGAGCGCUGAAGGACUUCUGCUGGGCUUUUCUCUGAGUGGGGUUCUGUAUUUCACGGACCAUUUGCAGUGUGGUAGCUUAUUCAUUCAGAACCAGAUUCUCAGAACAGGCCAUCAGGACGCCCUUUGUCAACAGACCACGGGAUUCAUUUGUAAUCCUCCCUACCACAGCCCCAUGAAAUACAACGUAUGUUAAUUCGGGACAUCAGACCGUAUUCUAGUGAGACACCUGAGAGCGAUGCCUUUUUGGAACUUUAGUAACACCUUACAUUCUGAAUUUCUGUUAUCUUUGAACUAUCAUGUUUCGCGCUAGUAGUUUUCUUAAAUUACAUUAAAAAGUUUAUGCAGAUCAUGAAAUACACUGA
This is a messenger RNA of Acinonyx jubatus (cheetah), 8713 nucleotides long. RefSeq names its product POU class 2 homeobox associating factor 2 (gene POU2AF2). The coding region runs from base 7485 to 8348 and encodes 287 amino acids. The transcript has 5 exons. Lineage: Eukaryota; Metazoa; Chordata; Mammalia; Carnivora; Felidae. The record is from RefSeq and is a predicted model, not a curated record. Gene Ontology annotation, molecular function: DNA binding; POU domain binding.